This is a messenger RNA of Quercus lobata, 1047 nucleotides long. Its product is annotated as DNA-directed RNA polymerases II and IV subunit 5A-like. The transcript is spliced from 5 exons. NCBI's taxonomy places the organism in Eukaryota, Viridiplantae, Streptophyta, Magnoliopsida, Fagales, Fagaceae. Gene Ontology annotation, biological process: transcription elongation by RNA polymerase I; transcription by RNA polymerase II; tRNA transcription by RNA polymerase III. The record is from RefSeq and is a predicted model, not a curated record. Gene Ontology annotation, cellular component: RNA polymerase III complex; RNA polymerase I complex; RNA polymerase II, core complex. Gene Ontology annotation, molecular function: DNA binding. The coding region runs from base 254 to 874 and encodes 206 amino acids.
UCUCUUUUACCCCACUCUUCAGCAGUAACCCACUACACCGAAUCUGAGAAACCAUCACAAACAGAGCUGCAAGAGAGUGGGAAAGAAUGGGCUGAGAAAUUGCGGAAGAACAACAAAGGCUUCUUGUGUAUUUGAGAAAACAUGAGACACUAAAAAGCCGGCCCCAAAUUAAAAAACCUCUUUGGUUUUGUUCGCUGUCGUCAAAACCCUUUUCUUAUUUGUUUCAAAGAGAAAAGUUGUGGUGUGCUUUGCAAUGGUGAUGUCGGACGAUGAAACAAACAGGCUAUUUAGGAUCCGAAAAACAGUCAUGCAAAUGCUUAAGGAUCGGGGUUAUUUGGUUGCAGACUUUGAGGUUGACAUGACCAAAGAACAGUUCAGAAGGAAAUACGGUGAGAGCAUGAAGAGGGAAGACCUUGUCAUCAACAAAACCAAGCGAACUGAUUCCUCUGAUCAGAUCUAUGUUUUCUUCCCUGAGGAACCAAAGGUUGGUGUUAAGACAAUGAAGACUUACACCAAUCGCAUGAAGUCGGAGAAUGUUUUCAGAGCAAUCUUGGUUGUUCAACAAAAUUUAACCCCCUUUGCGAGGACCUGUAUAAGUGAGAUAUCUUCAAAGUUCCACUUGGAGGUUUUCCAGGAGGCAGAGCUGAUGGUAAACAUUAAAGAGCAUGUUCUUGUUCCCGAGCAUCAGGUGCUUACAACUGAGGAGAAGAAAACUUUGCUGGAGAGGUACACCGUAAAAGAAACACAGCUGCCUCGUAUUCAAGUGACUGAUCCAAUUGCCAGAUAUUAUGGGCUGAAGCGUGGACAAGUUGUGAAGAUAAUCCGGCCAAGUGAAACUGCUGGCCGAUAUGUCACCUACCGAUAUGUUGUAUAAGUAUUUACAUUUUAGUGACUGCUUAGGAGAUUGUUUGAGCUGGACUUGAGUUGAAAGUGCUGUUGUGCUUGUCAAAAUUGUCAGGGGCCAGUUUUAAGGGAUUUUGUAGUGGGGGUUUCAAGACAACUAUGUUAUGAAAAUAUUUAGGCAAAAAUGCAAAACUGACCCUCUAA